UAAAACAGUUUAUAAUUAAAUAUUAGUCAAACAAAAAUAUUUAUAUAAAGAUAUUUUCUAAACUAUUUCUAAUAUAUGAGUGUUUUAAAACUUUUAACACAAUAAUAAUUACAUAGUUUGAUGAACGCUUUUUGACAUAUAUAAAUAAUUUGAUGUUUGAUUUAACUAUUUUAAAAUCAUAAAUAAUAACUUAACUUGUGACUGAGUUCAAAACAAGGUUUCUUGCUUUUAAUUUAAAUCAGUUUAAGUUUAAUCCGUGAAACACUAUAGCUUCAGUUGGUCACCACUAGAAAAAUGAAAAAAAUAAACAAAAUAAAAAAUAAAAUUUCAUUUGAAGAAUUGAAAAAAUAUAGAAAUAUGAAUUUUUGUUCAAUUUAUUCCUUAUCAAAAUUGCAUAGAGAAAUUUUUUCUUAUAAAUUCAUUCUUCCAUGGGAAAUUUAGAAUAAAAAAGUGGGAUCUACCUUUCAAUAAUUUGACUAAAAUUUCAACAUAACUGGUAUAAAUUUUGAGGAACAAAGAAUUCACCAUAAUUUUUUUCUUUCACCAUGUUCACCAGUUAGAGUUUUAUAAUGCCGAUUUUUGGAUUAAUAAGACAUAAAAUAAUAAAUAUUCGUAAGAUGAUUAUGCCCGCAUGUGCGGGUAAAACACCUAGUUGAAAGUAUUUUACAAACUGUUUUGCACUGCUGAAUAGUUUUUGAAAUUUGGAAAAGCAAACUCAAACAAAAAUACUAACACAUUUAAUCAGUUAUUGAACUAAAAUAUAUUGUAAAACCUUGAUUUACGCAUGUCUUGCAAAAAAAAUAAAGAAGCAAAAACAGAGCAUAUGCUUGAUCUUCUUCUCAUUCAUUGCUUUAUAACACCAAAGAAAGUAGCUUUAUCUGUGCUACUUGAUGACCCCAUAUCCAUGACUCACCCAUUACCACAAAGCUCCUCAAGUCACAACAGAGCUUUUGUGUUUUAACUGCCACUUGUCUCUUUGUCUUCCCCUUUAAAUAACCAUCUUACCACACAGGUUUCAUCAUCACCAUCACUCACAAUCUCUCAAGAUUAAGAUUCAAGAUUCAAGAUCACUACUCAAUCCUCCAAGAUGACAUUGAGCACAGUCCACCAGCAAAUUCUUGCAUUACCAGCAGUCAAGACUGCUCCUGGAGGUUCCUUGCCUGAUCCAGCUUCCAUAAACAAGCUUCAAAUCCCAUCUCCUUCCAAGAAGUCUGAACAAAGCAAGAAAAAAUCGAUUCUCCGAACCAAUAGCUUCACCAAUGGAACUAAAGAUCAAAGCAAUUUAGGACCUAAGCUAACUGAAACAGUCAAGAGAAAGCUAUCUCUAGGAGCUAAGAUAAUUCAAAUGGGAAGCUUAGAGAAGAUCUACAAGAGGCUCUUUAGAGUCCACGACGAAGAGAAACUCUUCAAGGCCUACCAAUGUUACCUAUCAACAACCGCAGGUCCUAUCGCAGGCUUACUCUUCAUCUCAUCAAAGAAGAUUGCUUUCUGCAGCGAGAGAUCUAUCAAAGUGGCUUCUCCUCAGGGAGAUCUCACCAGGGUUCACUACAAAGUGUCAAUCCCUCUGUGCAAGAUCAAGGGAGUGAAUCAGAGUAUGAACACAAAGAAGCCAUCUCAGAAGUACCUUGAAGUAGUCACGGUCGACGGCUUCGACUUCUGGUUCAUGGGGUUCUUGAGCUACCAGAAAGCUUUCAAUUGUCUCGAGCAGGCGCUAAACAAUAAUUAGGAGAGAGCCUUAGAAAGAGACAGACAUUAUAUUGUACAAACACACAUUGUUUUCAAGAGGUGAAUAUAUAUUUUAGCUGAUCCUA
Molecule: messenger RNA, 1811 nt
Organism: Brassica rapa (field mustard)
Lineage: Eukaryota; Viridiplantae; Streptophyta; Magnoliopsida; Brassicales; Brassicaceae
Product: putative GEM-like protein 8
Source: RefSeq, a predicted model, not a curated record